GAAUCCACGCUGAAUAUUGAUACAGACAACAAGUGUUUGAUUCUUCGUAAACUUCUCUCGCGAGACUAGUGUUCUUUGACACCAAAAUCAUGGUGCGUAUAGAGACAGAAAUAGAGAAAUGGAACGAAGUUUGUCUCUGAUCACCAUUUUUCUGGUUCUCGCUUUGUCUGGAAGAUGCAGCUGCGAUGUCAAUCUUUUCAGCCGGAACGAUUUCCCCGAGGGCUUCGCUUUCGGAUCCGCAACUUCUGCUUAUCAGUGGGAAGGAGCUGUUAGUGAAGAUGGGAAAAAGCCUAGCAUCUGGGACACUUUCCUUCACCCUCGUAACUUGGAAAAUGGAGACAUAGCUUGUGAUGGGUAUCACAAGUACAAGGAAGAUGUGCAGCUGAUGGUGGAAACUGGCUUAGAUGCGUUCAGAUUCUCCAUCUCUUGGUCUAGGCUUAUACCGGAUGGAAGAGGUCUUGUUAACCCAAAGGGUCUUCAGUUCUACAAUAACUUCAUCCAAGAACUUGUAAGCCAUGGAAUCGAACCACAUGUUACACUGUACCACUACGACCAUCCUCAGUACAUAGAGGAUGACUAUGGAGGAUGGAUCAACCGCAGAAUCAUCGAAGACUUUACUGCUUAUGCAGAUGUUUGCUUCAGAGAGUUUGGUUCUCGCGUCAAAUUUUGGACCACGAUCAACGAGGCUAAUGUAUUCACUAUUGGAGGUUAUAACGAUGGGACUACACCGCCUGGUCGUUGCUCCUCACCGGGCAGAAACUGCUCGUCAGGGAACUCUUCGACUGAACCAUAUAUCGUAGGCCAUAACUUGCUGCUUGCGCACGCCUCUGUUUCAAGACUAUAUAAGCAAAAGUACAAGGAAAGGCAAAGAGGUUCUGUAGGCUUUAGCUUAUUUACAAUAGGGUUUACUCCUUCUACAAGCUCCAAAGAUGAUAUCAAUGCAAUUCUUAGAGCCAAAGAUUUCUUCCUCGGCUGGAUGCUUGAGCCUCUUAUAUUUGGAGACUAUCCGGAUGAAAUGAAAAGAACCGUUGGUUCAAGACUACCAGUUUUCUCAGAGGGAGAGUCAGAACAAGUUAAAGGCUCAUCUGACUUCAUAGGAAUCAUUCACUAUCUUGCGGCGUACGUCACAAACAUCAAAUUCAAACCUUCUCUUUCAGGGAACCCGGAUUUCUUCUCAGACAUGGGCGUAUCUGUGACUUUCCUUGGGAAUUUUACGGCUUUCGAGUAUGCUGUUGCUCCAUGGGCUAUGGAAAGUGUCUUGGAGUAUAUAAAGCAGAGUUAUGGCAAUCCUCCUGUCUACAUUCUUGAGAAUGGUAGACCGAUGAAACAAGAUUUGCAGCUGCAAAAGAAGGACACUCCAAGAAUUGAGUACUUACAUGCUUACAUUGGUGCGGUGCUAAAAUCCGUUAGGAAUGGAUCAAACACGAGAGGCUAUUUCGUAUGGUCAUUUAUGGAUUUAUACGAGUUACUGAGAGGAUACGAGUUUAGUUUUGGAUUGUACUCUGUGAAUUUUAGCGAUCCUCAUCUCAAGAGAUCUCCAAAGGCCUCUGCUCAUUGGUACUCUGCUUUUCUCAAGGGCAACACCACUUUUCUUGCUUCCCAAGGCAUCACAAAAUUGCAGAGCGACUUCUUUUCUUCAGCUUCUUAGUAGUAAUGCUUGCAUUUUUAUUUCCUGAUGACUCUGGUUCGGUUAUGAGAGUUUGUACUGAACGAAAUAUCAUGUUCUAGGGGUAAACAUCACGCUUUUCUGUGUUAAUGGAUUUAGACUACUUGCCGUUUUGAAA
Molecule: messenger RNA, 1784 nt
Organism: Eutrema salsugineum
Lineage: Eukaryota; Viridiplantae; Streptophyta; Magnoliopsida; Brassicales; Brassicaceae
Product: beta-glucosidase 3
Exons: 13
Coding region: 119-1648 (509 amino acids)
Biological process (GO): carbohydrate metabolic process
Molecular function (GO): beta-glucosidase activity
Source: RefSeq, a predicted model, not a curated record